This is a messenger RNA of Cuculus canorus (common cuckoo), 774 nucleotides long. It is a transcript of the gene METTL26, whose product is annotated as methyltransferase like 26. The transcript is spliced from 6 exons. The record is from RefSeq and is a predicted model, not a curated record. The coding region runs from base 25 to 636 and encodes 203 amino acids. Lineage: Eukaryota; Metazoa; Chordata; Aves; Cuculiformes; Cuculidae.
UCCUUUCCCUUUUUUUUUGCAGCCAUGCAAGCGGCUCCGGCCGCCUCGGAGCGCAACAAGGGCCCGAUCCUGGCAGUGUUGAGGGAGUGCGUGGGGCCGGGCGAGGUGCGGGUGCUGGAGGUGGGAGCUGGGGUGGGUUUACACGCCGCCCACUUCGCCAGGGCGCUGCCCACCAGCCGCUGGCAGCCCUCGGACAUCGACCCCGCCGCGCUGCGGAGCAUCGCUGCCUAUGCGGAGGCCAUGGGGGUGCCCAACGUGCUGCCCCCCAUCCUGCUGGACGUCUCGCAGAGCUGGGAGACAUGGGGGGGCACCCAACCCGCCACCCUCGACCUCCUCGUCAGCAUCAACAUGAUGCACAUCGCGGAGCUGCGGUGCACCGAGGGCCUGUUCAAGGGUGCAGGGGUGCUGCUGAAGCCCGGAGGCGUGCUCUUCACCUAUGGGCCCUACGCCGUGGACGGCCGAAUCAGCCCCCAGAGCAACGUGGAUUUUGACCGCAGCCUGAGGCGGAGCAAUCCCGCCUGGGGCCUACGGGACACGGCGCUGCUGCGGCAGCUGGCCGAGGCCAACGGGCUGCGCCUGGAGAGGAUGGUGGACAUGCCAGCCAACAACAAGUGUCUCAUCUUCCGCAAGCAGUAACCUGCCCCAAAGGCUCCUCUCGGCACCUUUGCGGCUCGGCCACCCCUCAUUGAUGCCUCCUCGAGAGGUGCCACCAUCCCCGUGCCAGGGCUGGGGACAGCAGGGAUGGGACGGUGCCCAAGUUCCCCGGCCUGGGCU